AUGUCUCUCCGUGAUCUUGGUUGUGGAGGUUCGGAUGCUGGUCUGCAGGGCGCUGCUCAGGCGAGGCCUUUCUCCCUCCCUCGCCGCCGCUGCUCUAUCCUUCUCCCCACCUUUUUCUCUUUUCUCACUGAACAAACGAAGAAAAAACCCCAGCGCUGCCGUCCCUGCAUCUCCGUCGGCCCGCUGCUUCCGGCCGUCCCCAGCCACGCCGUCGCCACCAAUAUCUCCACCUCGUCGUGCUCUUCCUCUGGGUACAAGGAAUCUCUCCGGGAGGCCCUAAAUCAAGCACAGGCUCGCCGUUCCUUCUCCGACUCCGGCGAGGAAAUCAGAGUUUCCGGCGCCAUCGCUUCUUCCCCGUCGCCGUCGAGCACUCCACUGUCUUCCUGGUCGCCACCAUGCUCAUCGCCUCGUCCAAGACCGAGCUCCUCCUCAUUCGCCCGUGUCCUACUUCGUCUCCCGGCGUCGCGGAUCGUCCCGAGCCAUUCGCCUUCAUCAGCCCUCCCUAGGUAUGAAGAUAUGUUCGAUGAAGACGACAUUAGCAAGGCGAUGUCCAUGCAUAACCCGUCCAUGUUUUAUCGUAUAGCAGGAAAGCGUAUAAAAUACGCGCGCGCGCGCACUGUCCGAAAGCGAUCGUUCAGCAAGGCUUCGGAGGUUGACCGCCACCUAGAGUAG
This is a messenger RNA of Lolium rigidum, 672 nucleotides long. RefSeq lists its product as uncharacterized. The record is from RefSeq and is a predicted model, not a curated record. Lineage: Eukaryota; Viridiplantae; Streptophyta; Magnoliopsida; Poales; Poaceae. The transcript has 5 exons. The coding region runs from base 1 to 672 and encodes 223 amino acids.